Molecule: messenger RNA, 4491 nt
Organism: Zeugodacus cucurbitae (melon fly)
Lineage: Eukaryota; Metazoa; Arthropoda; Insecta; Diptera; Tephritidae
Product: M-phase inducer phosphatase
Exons: 2
Coding region: 687-2354 (555 amino acids)
Biological process (GO): positive regulation of G2/MI transition of meiotic cell cycle; G2/M transition of mitotic cell cycle; positive regulation of G2/M transition of mitotic cell cycle
Cellular component (GO): cytoplasm; nucleus
Molecular function (GO): protein tyrosine phosphatase activity
Source: RefSeq, a predicted model, not a curated record
ACGGCGAGUGAAUCAGUUCGAGUUUUUGCUUAGUGCAUAGUGUACUGUGUUACAAUAUCGCAUAGUGCGCUUCGCCUGUUCACUGAAAAAUUAAAUUGGUUUAGCUUGAUUUUUGCGGUGUUUAAAUAUAUUAUUUAUUCAAUAUCCAAUGCAAGUUUAUUUGAAACAUAUCAACUAUAAACAAAUACGACGACGAUUCGGGACUAGAAGCAAUAUUGGAUUACAUGCUAAACAAAAAAUGUUACAAAGUAUAUGUGGAUUAACAAUAAGUACUUAAAGAACUCUAUAAAUUAUAUUAAUAUAAAGUGACGGACAUUUUUCCACAAGAAAAAUUUAUAAAAUUCAACAAAUUGUGUAUAAAAAAAAUAGUGCAAAGAGUACAAAGCCGUUGCCCGGAAAAGAGACUGCAAUAAAUAGCAAAACGACAUAGUAAAACAAGUGAAAACAACACACACACACACAAACCAAAAAUGCAGCAAAAUUUAUAAAAAGUGCAAAAACGGAAAAGCAGUAAUACUUGAAGAAGUUUAAACAAAGCUGCUGCCAGAUACGGAAAAUUGUGCAACAACAAUUUUCGCGACCACCACAGUAUCAACGAUACAUAAAAAUUAACGCCCGACAUUAUAUUGUCGCAAAAUUGUAAACUCCUGUAAUUAAGUACAAUAAACAAAUAAACACACUUCAAAAUGAUGUGGGACACAAUUGCCGAAGAAACCAACGGAGAAAUGGCCAUGGAAUUUGCAAGCUGUCAGAUGCCACACAACUUGAAUUCUGUCGCUGCUAGCAGUAAUGGAGCCAGCCGUCAACGCCAGUCGUUGAACAUCUUGAACAGCUCGAUGAACGACAUGGCAGUCGAUCAUCAGUUGUCAAUCUAUGGCGAUGACGAACAUGCGGAGCUGAAUCAAGUCGAAAACUUGCGUUCGGCCGAUUUCGAUAUGCCACAACAGAUGGGUUUGCUGUCACCUGAAGGCUCACCAUGCCGUUUCCAAAUAGUACAAAAACCAAGAGCAUCGAAUGGUCAACAGCGCCAGUCAUUUGCAUCACGCCUACAGAAGCUACAACAUAACAAUACCGGCAAUGGCAGUGCUAGCACACCAACACCACCGAAGAGUCUGCGUAUUUUCCACAGCUUGUCGUCUGGUUCGAUGGGUUCUUCGUCCAUGGAGGAAGAUUACAUGGAUCUCUUUGAAAUGGAAUCACUUGAGAAUUCAAUGAUGCCAUCCAAUAACAUGCCAAAAGUACCCAGCGAUCUAGACUCGUUGUUUGUCGGUCAAAUCAAGAAUAUAUUAUCACCUGCCCACCGUUCAGUCGAACAGUCACAAUUGUUCGACCAACUGAAAACGCCAGAGAUGCGUCGUCCACCAGUACGCCGUUGCCUGAGCAUGACUGACAAUUUGCUGCCAGCACCCAAAACGCCAGAGACGCUGCUCAAACAAGUGCAAGAAAUUGCCACCAGCCCCUAUGGUGUUAAGCUGCUAACAACGGAGCGUAACAAUAGCAACAUUAAUUGCUUCAAACGUCCCGAUCCACCAUCGAAGACCAACUCACCGGUACUCAUCAAGCGUUACCGCAUUGAAGCCGAAAAGGAGAAUCUCGAUGAUUCCUUGACAAUGUCACUGUCAAUGCUGCCAGCGCCUCAGCCCAAGCUCAGCCAUCCACCACCAUUGCGCAAGAGCAUGUCGAUGAAUGAUGCCGAAAUCAUGUCGGCGCUCGCACGCUCCGAGAGCAAGGACGAACCAGAUCUCAUCGGUGAUUUCAGCAAACCAUAUGUACUGCCACUGAUGGAUGGACGUCAUCGUGACUUGAAAUCAAUCUCCUGCGACACAAUGGCACGUCUGUUGCGUGGCGAUUUCAAUCAUGUUGUGGCCAACUAUCGCAUCAUCGACUGUCGUUAUCCAUACGAAUUCGAGGGUGGCCACAUACGCGGCGCACAAAACCUGUACACACAGGAACAGAUACUCGAGGAGUUCCUCACACAACAAAAGACUGAAAUGGAACAGCGUAAAGCAAGCAAUGAUCAUCGCCGCAAUAUCAUCAUAUUCCACUGCGAAUUCUCAUCUGAGCGUGGCCCGAAAAUGUCGCGUUUCCUGCGCAGCAACGAUCGUGAGCGCAACACCAAUUGCUAUCCCGCACUCGACUACCCCGAGAUCUACUUGCUACACAAUGGGUACAAAGAAUUCUACGAACAUCAUUCCGAGUUGUGCGAUCCCACUGCCUAUCGGCCCAUGUUGGAGCCAGCAUACAACAGCGCCUAUCGUCACUUCCGCUCCAAGACAAAGUCGUGGAACGGUGAUGCCGGUUUGGGCGGUGCUACCGGGCGUCUAAAGAAAUCUCGUUCACGACUAAUGCUGUAAGUGAAGCGAAGGCGACAACAAAAGUGCAGCAGUAGCAGCAGCAGUGCAGCAAAUGAGUAAAAUUACCAAACCAAACGCCGCAGCUUCAGCGUGUAUAAAAACAAAAUUACAAAACUUUUUUUAUACAUUAGCUGGGCAGCAGGUGGGCGCGCAUGCGGUCAUUAGGACGUCGCUCAGUAGUCGGUAGCAACUUAACAAAGACUGCCGGCGUAAUGAGUUUGACAAGGAGUGCGGUUGGGGAAGAACAAAUCAACGAUUGCAGUACAAAUUCAAAAGCCCAGCUUUAACUAACGCUAGAAUACUAGAAAAACGAAAAACAAACCCAACGCCAACUCCCAAUAGAGUUACGGGACAGGCAAACACUCGCACUCAUACCACACACACACACACACACAACCACAUAAAUGUACAUAUACACACAUGCAUUUAGCAAAUUCAUAAUUUCACCACAACACUCACCAUCAUAAGCCAUCAGCAUUCAUCAAAUUUACAUUCAAUUUGUUUUUGUUGAAUUUUUUAUUCGAUGUUUUAUGUCCAAUUUGGAUUUUAUUUUAUAGAAACAUUUUUAUGUGUAUGUAUGUACCACAAAAAAAAACACAAAAAAACAAAAACAAAAUUUGCUAACUCGUUUGUGCAUAGACUGCAACGAGUAUUAGCACAUGUAUGCGUGCCGUGUGUGUGUAUGUGCGUACAAAAUGUACAUAUAUAUACAUAUGUUAAGUGUUUGUGAAAAGAACACUUUCAAGGCUACCAAGUCACUGGUGGUCUACGAGUUAGCGCAGUGCAGUGUACAGCUGUGUGUGUGUGUGCGCGCGCGUCUGUGUUAGGCGCCUCCAUGUUGUAAAUAAUGUGUAUGUAUGUAUGUAUUUAUGUAUGAGUUAAGCAUAACGCAACGUUUGUAAAAAAAUGCUUAAAAUAUUUAAUUUAUUUGCUAUGAAUAGCUUUAGUUAGCUUAAUUUAAUUUGCCUAGUUGAUAUGUGGAAGAAGAGGCGCCAGCAAAACACAGCCGCGGCGCACACACAAACACACAAGCGCAUAAUAACUCACACAUUGUAAAUUAUAAUUAAAAAAAAAAAAAACAUUGUUUGCACCCUUAAUUUAUUUAGUUACAAAAAAAGUAUAAAGUAAAAUACAAAAAACAAGUACAAUAUAUAUUUGUUAGUGAAAUUCAUGCGUAAAUAAUUCAUAGUCUUAUGCAUGUAUGUAUGUAUGUUAAAUAAUAUAGCAAAUGCUAUGCUAAGCACUUACAAAAACAAAAAAUGAAAAAAAAAUCGAAAUUUGUGCAUUAUUAUGUAUAAUUUGAAUAUGUUAUGUGUACAACAAAAGCACAACAACAUGAAAAUGAAAGAGUGAAAGUGAAGCAACAACAAUUUAUUUUUGCAAAUACUUUUGUUUAUAUAUUUGAUUUUCUUUAUGUUUAUUUUCGAUAUAUGUACAUUUCGAUGUUAAAAAAGCACGCAUACAUAUAAUACAAAUACAAAUAAGAAAUAUUAAAACAAUGUAACAAUAUACACAGAUAUAGUAUGUUCAUAUGUACACUGUUGUACGCGCACACACAUACACACACACAUGACUUGUGUCGCACGUUGCAGUCGAAGAAACACAUGCAAACAAAUUCAACGUAAAGUUAAAAACAAUUACGCUUAUUUUAUGUUAUAAGUACCCCUUUUUUAUUUUUAAAGCAUAGCUUUCUUUUUCAUAUAAAAAAAAUUACAAAAAAAUACAAAAAAAAAAACAAAAAUGAAAAAUGCAAUACAAAAAUAAAAUAUGUAAAAAAGGAAAAAUAUAAGAAAUUUAUCAACCAAAAUUACAUGGCUUUAAUUACAACAAAAACAAAAAAACAAAAACAAAAAGUAGAAAAUCAGCAAGCAAGCUUGUGUACUUUGAAAAUUCCACUUUGAGCGGCGUGAAAAAGAAUUUAUGCAAAUACUUUGGGGCUUGAAAUAAGCGUGAUUGUGUCGCUUGAUAACUACCGCUAAGUAGUGUAGCAAAACCACAACAAAAAAAAAACACAAAAUAAAAAACAAAUGUAACAAGUAACCUAUAACCUUCGAAGUGUCUCUUUAAACAGUCAAGUUUUCAAGUAAUUUUAGUGCGUGCGCCUAAAAUAAAUACUUUUGCAUAUUUCAUAUAAUAA